Molecule: messenger RNA, 1558 nt
Organism: Juglans microcarpa x Juglans regia
Lineage: Eukaryota; Viridiplantae; Streptophyta; Magnoliopsida; Fagales; Juglandaceae
Exons: 6
Coding region: 685-1269 (194 amino acids)
Source: RefSeq, a predicted model, not a curated record
GAAUAACUAUAUUUCUGUCUAAUUGAAUCUAUGCGCGUCUGGGAAAGGUAGUUUUCUGAAAAAACAAACAACGCAAUUUAUUCUGUAGUGACCCAAUUGAUGAAAUUUAAGAGGGCGAACAGGAGUCAUCUCACCGUCCAUUUCCAAUCUUGUUUUGGUUUUUUUUUUUUCUCACUGGGAGUCUGGGACUGAAAGAAGCAUGGAUAGAGAUGAGAGAGAGAGAAAGAGAGAGAGAGAGGUGGUAUAAGGAACAAGAAGAAGGAGCAGAAGAAGAAGAAUCCACACACAGAACAGAACUUUAACAGGCGAAAAGAAGUCCAACCCGUAAAACCCAUAACAACAAGAGCCUCUCACAACGCGGGCAAAAGUAAUUUCAAUUACUCUAGAUUUAUAGAGAGAAAGAGAGAAGGAUCUGGGAUCUCUUUUGUUUUGGUGAUUUUUUUUCUGUUACCCCGAGAAUCCCUUCUUUGUGCCUGGAGCAGCAAAUCUUUUAAUUUGUUGGGUAGUUUGAGAAAGAUCUUCUUCGGUUUCUUCGUUGUAGUCAGAAUUCUUGAGGUAUGGAGACAGGGGAGAGGAAUCAGACAACGUGUAAACCCUUAGAACCUGAACUUUUCUUACAGUGGGGAAAUAGAAAGCGAGUCAGAUGCGUGAGAGUCAAAGACCAUGAAAUAUCUGCUAGACUAAAUGGUGGAAUACGGAGGAAAAUCACAUCUAGCUUUGCUUCUGAGAAGAAAAGCUUCCAUCUUCAGCCCAAUCGGCUCUCCAGGAAAUCGUCCCAUCUCAUCUAGCGAACAGGGCAGAAAGAAUUACUUUCCCGGAACAAGGAAAUAUUUAAUAAAAGGGCGUAUUUUUCGGAUAUUUGGUUGCAGGAGUACGGAGGGAAGUACGCUGCGGAAAUCGGCGUUGCUGGAGAAGGAGAGGUAUUAUAGCACGAGAGGGUCAGUGAUUGUGGAGGAAAAUGGGAAGGUAUCGGUGGAUCUGAAUAAUAAUGGGAUUGGAGAAGAGAGAGGGUUGGCUUUGCCAAAGCUGUGUAUCACUCUGUCGAGCAAAGAGAAAGAGGAGGAUUUUAUGGCUAUGAAGGGUUGUAAGCCUCCACAGAGGCCUAAGAAGAGGGCCAAGAUCAUCCAAAGAAGUGUACUUUUGGUGAGUCCUGGGGCAUGGCUGACUGAUAUGUGCCAUGAGAGAUAUGAAGUUAGAGAGAAGAAGAAUUCUAAGAAGAGACCAAGAGGAUUGAAGGCCAUGGGGAGUAUGGACAGCGAUUCAGAAUGAGAGAUGCGUACGAUGGAUUUGCAGUCGCAGAGGCACUUUCCUUUGGAAAUUUUUAGAAGCUCGCUUGGAGGUAACAGUGGCGUGUGGCUAACUUAACAGAUGUUUUGUUUUUUGGUACCUUAAGGGUGGAUGGAAGGCGUUUCUGUUGACACGAAAAAUUCUGAUCUAUAGCUGAGAAAUCACUUUGUAUUUUUGUAUUUUGGUUUCCAUAUUGAUAUAUAGUCUUGGUCAGAUCUCCUCUCUUCGCCCUGUUGGGUGAAAAUAACACUUGCCAAUUGAAAUUUUUAAA